Notolabrus celidotus (New Zealand spotty) is the source of this 1891-nucleotide messenger RNA. RefSeq names its product solute carrier family 41 member 1-like. Lineage: Eukaryota; Metazoa; Chordata; Actinopteri; Labriformes; Labridae. The transcript has 10 exons. Gene Ontology annotation, biological process: monoatomic cation transport. The record is from RefSeq and is a predicted model, not a curated record. Gene Ontology annotation, molecular function: monoatomic cation transmembrane transporter activity. Gene Ontology annotation, cellular component: plasma membrane. The coding region runs from base 461 to 1543 and encodes 360 amino acids.
CAUGGUUUAAGUUUCUUUAUAGAGAUCGCUAACCUAAAGUUUCUCUCACCUGCUCCACUCGUUGAUCAUAUUGAUGGACAGGAUCUAAUAUGAAAAUGUACGUAGCCUGCCGAUGUAGUAUGCUAACGGAAACUAACGAUUUAGCUACAUUGGUUUGAUGCUAACAGAAGCUAACGGUUUUACCUCACCUUACGGUCUAUAGUGUCAACAAGCAGAAGAUAAAUGUGUCUGAACUCCUUUCCGUGGAUUGAUUUGACAUGACGUGCGAUCAGUUUGCCUCUGGUGUUGCUCAUGUUAGCGAAAGUGAAUCAUUGUCGUCAAGGGAUUUUGACCAAUCAGAAUCAAGCAUCUUACACAACCAGAAGAUCAGUAUGAAAGCCAGCACUGGGAAGUGUUUAGAGAGAUAUCCGAGGUGUUUAUCUUGGUGCCGGCCCUGGUGGGGCUGAAGGGCAAUCUGGAGAUGACACUGGCAUCCAGACUAUCGACAGCAGCCAACACAGGGCAGCUGGACGAGGCUCAGCAGCAGUGGCGGAUGGUGAUCUGUAAUCUGGCUCUCAUUCAGCUCCAGGCCACAGUUGUGGGCUUCCUGGCAGCUGUUGCAGCAGUAGGUCUCGGGGCUCUGACCCGGGGUAGACUGAAUGUAACCCAGGCUGCCAUCCUGUGUGCCAGCAGCAUCACCACGGCCUUCAUCACUGCGCUGUCUCUAGGUCUGGUGAUGGUGGCAGUGAUUAUUGGAUCCAGGAAAGUGGGCAUCAACCCGGAUAAUGUGGCCACGCCCAUCGCUGCCAGCCUGGGAGACAUCACCACUCUGUCUUUGCUUGCUGGGAUCAGCAGCCUCUUCUUCAGCUACAGAGACAUGUGGUACUGGCCUCCUGCCGUGUGUGGCUUCUUCUUGCUCCUUAUCCCAGCAUGGUUCAAUAUUGCUCGUCGUUCACCACCAAUCAGAGAGGUCCUACAGUCAGGCUGGACACCGGUUAUUUUGGCCAUGUCCAUCAGCAGUAUUGGUGGUCUGAUUCUGGAUAGGACAGUGAGCAAUCCAGACUUUGAAGGAAUGGCGGUGUUGACUCCAGUCAUCAAUGGUGUUGGAGGAAAUCUUGUUGCCAUUCAGGCCAGCAGGAUGUCCACUUAUCUUCACUACUGGAGUGUUCCUGGUGUUCUUCCAGCUAAAGAAAGUGGGAGCUGUCCUGGACCCUGUGCCAUCUUCUGCUCCUCAGAUUUGAACUCUAAAUCAGCCCGAGUCCUGGUCGUCCUUGUAGUCCCGGGUCACCUCCUCUUCCUGUACUUCAUCCACCUCCUGCAGGGAGGCCAUACUGCCAUGACUCCCACCUUCAUCAUCUGCUACCUGUCUGCAGCUGUGCUUCAGGUGGUGGUUCUGCUUCAUGUGGCCGGCCUGAUGGUGCGAUGGCUGUGGAGAAGGGGACAAGAUCCAGACAACUUCUCAAUCCCCUAUCUCACAGCUCUGGGUGAUCUGUUGGGGACGGGCUUACUGGCUCUAUGCUUCAGAUUGGUUCUGAUGGUCAGUUCUACGGGGACUGGACUUUGACGUGAACUACCUGAAUGUACUGUUCACCCUAUGCAAGUGGCUGAAACAGCCUGCACAGAACACUGGGUCUAUGAGGGAGAGGGGGAUGAGAGAGAACAAGGGGGGAUGCAUGGAAAAGCAUGGAAUUUAUUUUAGCCUCAAUGCUGGAACCAUGACAGUGCAGAAACAUGCUGGUACAUAUGUUUUAUAUUGUAAAGACUGAUAACACAAAAGAUGCUUUCAUUUUAGAGUGUGUGAUAAAAGAUACGUUUUCUUAGAGUAACCUCUUAGCAAGUUUUACAUGUCCUACCAUUGAUAUUAACAAAAUAAAAUAAUAAUAUACACUACCUGUCAAAAGUUUGGACACAG